Messenger RNA from Zychaea mexicana, 3311 nucleotides. RefSeq lists its product as uncharacterized. Lineage: Eukaryota; Fungi; Mucoromycota; Mucoromycetes; Mucorales; Lichtheimiaceae. Bases 86 to 2995 code for a protein of 969 amino acids. The transcript is spliced from 3 exons. Gene Ontology annotation, molecular function: GTPase binding. The record is from RefSeq and is a predicted model, not a curated record.
CGAUUCUUCACAAACAGUUACCAGUUCCGCCCUCUGUGUAUUUUCUUCUUUGACCUCCUUUCUUCAAUCUUAGUUCUUGGGACUGAUGACAGGAACUUCAGUCUUGCCACCACCCAACAAUUCCGAGGCAGACCACGUCCUCGAUAUGCCCCUGCACCAUAAGCCUACUCCCACCGCAACUGCACCUACGCCUAUUACCACCACCACUACUGCUACUACUACUACAGCAACGACGACCGUACCCGAGCCGACCAUGGGUGGUCUUCAUAUGAUCAAAGAACGCGACGAAGACGACGAACAGCAACAACAACAACAACUUGAACCAGAUGCUGUUCGACAACAUUAUGAAAAUAUGACCUAUGAUGACCUCUCUCAACGCAUGGCCGAAAACUACAAGCAACUCUCUGCCAUGCUCGGUAAAACCUCCUCCAUGAGUAACCCCGAGUCGCCCUCUUCCUCACUUUCUUCAACUGACGACGAUGAUGAUAACGACCAUCAUCACAACGCCUUUACUACAGCCAAUGCCGCAACAACCACGACAACGGAAUUAGACAAUGAAACUGAUAUUGUUCAGCAUCCGGAAUUGGACGACAAGACCAAAAAACAUAAAGUGACGCAGCUCUUUUGUCGUGCAGCUUCGUCGGGCGACUUGCAAAAAGUCACCUCGUUAUUGAAAGAUUAUCGGUCGUAUAUUGACAUUGAUGCUCGAGACGAAGACGGCACUACACCCUUGAUCUAUGCAGCAUGCUUUGGUAAAAUGGACAUUGCCCAGGCACUACUCGAAGCGGGUGCAAAGACCGAUGUCCAGGAUUCCUAUGGCUGGUCAGCGCUCAUGUGGGCUACCAACAAUAGCCAUGAAGCAAUCGUCAAGGUUCUCUUGGAAAGCGGUGCUUCAUCCCAUACCAAAUCGGCAAAGGGCCGCACGGUAUUUGAUUUCGUCAAUACCGAUAACCAAAAGAUCGUCGAAAUUUUGGCCACCAAUCCUCGUGACAGUAUCUCAUCAACAUCCAGCAUCAUGGGCCGUAAUGCUGGCAGUUUGUCUUCGUCGUCGUCGAACGCUGGCGACUAUGACUUUUAUUAUCAAUCCACACUGGAAGGCUACGAUAACUUUAUGGCCGAAGAAGCCGAUCGCCGUCGUAAACUGUUAGAAACUGCUAUGGCGUUAGCAGGUGGUAAUGUUGACGAUACCAAUGUCGAUAACGACGAUGACGAUCAAGACUUUGAUAACAAUGAGGAUAAUGGGGAUUAUGGAGAUGAUGACGAUGACCAAGACGACGAUGACGAUGAUAUGACGCAUGAGUUCCAUUGGGACAAAUGUCUUCCAGAUCAAAUGUUUGUCUUUGGCGCCGACAAUCUGCAGUACAUUCUGGAUGCCAUCAUUACUAAUAUCCAGCUUCCUGUCCGCACGCAUCAAGAGAUCUGUGUACCGGCCAAUGUUAUCUUCCUAAGUGCUCGAUUCGCACAUUAUUUCUCCAGUGAUGAGCUACUUCAGGAGGUUCUUGAAGGCGCCAUGAGCCGUAUUGGCAACGAGAUCAAGACCAAUGCACGUAACGUACAUGUACUUGCGUUCUGGAUCACCAAUGCCACACAACUCUUGUACUAUUUGAAAAAGGAUACUGGGCUGGUUGUUGCGACCGCCGAGCAUCAGCUGCGUAUUUCCGAAUUGAUAUCCGAAAUCUAUACCAUGAUCAUCAACGACACAGAACGACGACUCACCAAGAUUCUUGUUCCAGCCAUGCUUGACCACGAGCAGAUCCCUGGCAUGGAAGACGUCAACUUUGCAGAUGAUUGGCAACGGUUCUUCCGACGCAGCACACGACGAUCUGUGAUUGUGCCUCCUGACGGUGGACUUGCUGUGCAAAUGAAGCGCAACAUGAGCACGCCAGUGAGCAACACCAGCAGCAGCAGCAGCAGCAGCAACAACAAUAGUAACGGUGCAUGUUCAGGACUUGCUAUUUCGCCACAAUCCGUAACCAGUCUAUUGACAUCCACACUCUAUGUCCUCCAAUCCUACGACGUGCACCCGACCAUCAUCAUCCAAGCGCUUGCGCAAUUCUUCCACUACAUUUCUUGCGAAAUGUUCAAUCGGAUCCUGAGCAACAAAAAGCUGUUGUGCAGAUCCAAGGCGUUGCAAAUCAGGAUGAACAUGUCGCAUAUCGAAGACUGGAUCGGCCAGAGCAACUUGCCGCAUAGUCUUGUCACAUAUUUUGACCCAACCACGCAGCUCCUGCAGCUCCUGCAGUGCCUGACUCAGCUGCAGGAUCUUGUUGGAUUCAUCCAGACAGUCAAGAAAUUCGACUCGCUGAAUGCAUUACAAGUCAAACGGUGUGUCACCAGUUAUCGUUACGAGGUGAAUGAACAGCGAUUGCCGGAUGAGAUUGAAAAGUAUGCCAUGCAGUUGGCUGAAGAUACUGUGCGAUACAAACAAGCACGAAGCCAGAGUCGUAAUAACAAGUCUACAACAACAGCAGCAGCAGGAGGAAGCAUGUCACGUACGCAAAGCGUGUCUUUACGACGAACUCGGUCUAGACGCGACAGUGUUUCGAGUUUUGUCGGAUCGCUCAUGUCGAGUGUAGGCAUCACCGCAUCUGCAUCCUUGCCACCCACGCUGCCCUCGUCUCCAACCACAGAAGAGGAUCCCAACAAUACCACAAGCAGUAACUCAUCAACAACUGCUGAGACUAGUGCUGCUACUACGGCUGCUAGCACCGCUGCAACAACGCCUGCUAAAACUUCAACAGAAGAACAACAGCAGCAGCAACUUGAGGCAUUGACAGAGGAACCACUUAAAUUGGACGACGAUGAAGACAAGGAAAUUAAAGAAACGAGAGAUCCCAAGUUCAUGCUCCCCUUCUCUGUUCCUACGACAGCACACAUGGUCAGCUUUACUGGCUGGGCAUCGGAUGAAGAAUCCAAACGAGACAGGGAGCGACUUGUUACGCCUGUGAUACCUAGCGAAUGGAUGGAUCGGUUGGACAAUGGAACUUUGGAGUAAAAAUAUAAUUAAUAAUAGUAAUAAUAAUAUAAUGAUAUUAAUGGUAUUAUUAUUACUAUCUUUUUGUCCUGUCCCACUUCUCCCCUCCUCCUUGUCACACCCCCCCUCCCCCCCCACGAUAACCAUAUACGCACCCAGAAAGUUUCCGCCUCUUAUUUACUGUUUAUUUGUAAACUAGUUCAUUAUUGAAACUACUCUCUCUCUCUCACACAUUAUAUAUAUCUCACUCUCACACUCUUAUCUCUUUCGUCUUUUGCUCUUUCCUUUGUAUGCGUCUUCUUUCGUCCAGCUUGUUAAUACCUUUUUUUGCCUUACU